GAUUUUCAAACGAGUCUUUCGCUUGCAGUCUCAGUUACUCCAACCUUCCUAAUAAAUUAUUCGUCUGUGAAGUCGCCGCGUUUGGUUCUGUUGGAAGGCGACUACUUCAACCAUGUUUAAGUUUUUUUCGAGGACAAGGGAUAGGAGUUCCGGACAUUUGAAGGACAAACUUGGUCAGGAUCUGUUUUUGUUCAACAAGGCUGUGGAACAUGGCUUUCCACCAAAACCUUCGGCAAUCGCUCACGAUCCUGAACUGAACUUGUUGGCUAUUGGAACAAGCAAUGGGCUGCUAAAAAUCUAUGGCCGACCUGGCGUGGAACUUUCCGCUCGUCAUCAACUGGAAACGGUGAUUCAAGAGUUACAUUUUCUGCCAGAACAAGGACGUAUCAUAAGUGUUUGUGAUGAUGGAGAACAAAACACCAUCCAUCUUUGGGAGGUUAACAAAAAAGAGGGGAAGUCAGUUCUGGAGGAAGUCAAAACAUGCACACUGGAGGGAAGACUCAAAAAGAUCUCUGUGUGCUGUCUGUCCAUGAAAACCAACCGUCUUUACCUGGGAACAGAAGGUGGUAACAUCUAUCUGCUGGAUAUAAACUCAUUUGAACUUCAAGAAUACAUCAUUUACCAGGAUGUUGUCAUGCAAAGUGUCCAGGAAGAAAGCAAGACAAAUGCAGGAUCUGUUGAAGCUAUUCAGGAACAUCCAGAGGAUUCUAACAAGAUCCUGAUUGGCUAUAAGAAGGGUUUGGUUGUCUUGUGGAAUCACGAGCGAUGCAGUGUUCAAGCCACCUUCAGCAUUCAAUCCUCUGAUCAGCCACAGGAGGUCGAAAGUCUCAGUUGGCAUGCAGAUGGAACCAAGUUCAUUAGCGCUCAUGGUGAUGGCAGUCUGACGAGGUGGUCACUGGAGGGAAGCUUAGAGAUUCCCAAGGCUGUCACUCCCCUGGGACCAUUCCCUUGCAAAGCCAUCACAAAAGUGGAGUGGAGUGACUCUUCUGUGUUCUUCAGCGGUGGAAUGCCAAGGGCCAGCUAUGGAGAUCGACACUGUGUCUCUCUGAUUCAGGAUGCCAACUUGGUUGAAGGAGGUGACAACACUCCUCAAGUGGCUUUUGAUUUUACUUCACGUGUGAUGGACUUCUUUACUGUGAAAGCCAAUGGGGCAGAUCCAGCUUACUUGGUUGUGCUGUGCGAAGAAGAAUUAGUUGUCAUUGACUUGGUCACCAAGGAGGCAGGGUUCCCCACCUUCAUGAAACCCUACUUGGUGUGCCUGCAUUCUUCCCCCAUCACAUGCUCAUAUCAUUGCCACGACUGUCCUCAAAGUGUGUUUGAUCAGUUAUUGACUGCUGGGAAGAAACAACUUCAAGUGGACUUCUCAAAUGAGAGUUGGCCCAUAACAGGAGGCAAGACACUGAUAGAAGAUGAUGAAACCAAGGAUCUGCUGAUUACUGGGCAUGAAGAUGGUUCCAUCAAUUUCUGGGAUGUGUCACAGCUUGAAAUGCAGCUCAUCUACACUCUUCACACUGCCAAGUAUUUUGUUGGGGAACAUGAAGGUCAUGAUUCUGAGCCCAGGGAUGCGGAAGAAGAAGUUUGGCCACCAUUUAAGAAAGUUGGCAACUACUCUCCUUACUCAGAUGAUCCACGAUUUGCUGUGACCAAGAUCAUCAUGUCUCCAAAGUCAAAGACUCUUACCGCAGCUGGUAAUGGAGGGCAGGUCCUCAUUUUUGACCUGUGUGAAGAAGAGACUAGUGUGGAAGCACAGAUGGUCGAGAUCGACUUCACUGAAGACAAGGAAAAUUUCCAGUGGAAAGGACAUGGCCCUUUGCUUCCCAAGGAAGGUUCAAUCACUGUUCCUGCAGGAUUUAAACUGCAAACUGGUCUUCAGCUCAUUCCAGCAGCACCAGUCAGUGCACUUGUUGUGGAAGCACGCUGGGGACUCCUGGCAGCUGGAACUGUCCAUGGCUUUAUUGUGUAUGAUUAUCUUAGCAAGAAGACUGUUACAACAAAAUGGACUGUCAGCCAAGAAACUGAUAAUGGAGAGCAUCUUUCCAGACGUAAAUCCCUCAAAGAGAGCAUUCGAAGAUCCUUCCGGCGAUUACGUUCUCGCAGAGGAUCCCGAGGGGCUGCAGAUAGGACCCCCAAGAAAGAAGGAGAAGCUCCAGCCUCUCCUACACCAGAAGCUGUGGCUUCACCAGUGUCCCGUCUUGUUGAGGAAAACCGUGUUGAUGAGAGUGUCUUAAGUAUGGUGCGCUGUUUGUACUUUGUGGACACUUACAUCAGAGAUGGGGUGCACCACUGCCCUUCUCUCUGGGCAGGAACAAAUGCCGGUCACAUUUAUGUGUGUUAUUUGACCAUCCCUGAGGAAGAGAAGAGAUCUGAGGAGGAAGUACAGGUGGAGAUUGGAAAAGAGAUCAAACUGAAACACAAAGCACCGGUUGUGUCCAUGUUUGUGGUUGACAAAGAUGGAUUGCCACUUCAAGGAGAUAUUAUUGAGGAUAAUGAAAAAGAGCCCGACAUGAGCGGAUCACACUCCCUAGUAAUUUGCUCUGAGGAACAGUUUAAAGUGUUCAGUUUGCCACAUUUGAAGGCCCGUAAUAAAGAGAAGCUCACUGCAAUUGAUGGCUCUAGAGUGCGCAAGAUUGGUCUGAUCAAUGUUAGAAGCAAGAAUGACGAUUCUGGAAUGGUGUACCACUGCCUUGCAUGUGUUAGCAAUCAAGGGGAUUUGAUUGUUUAUUCUAUUCCAAACCUCAAAAUGCAAGUCAAGGCCUCAGCAAUGAGAAAGUCUGAUGUGGAUGCCAUUAAAUCCCUUGUGUUCUCCGUUAGUGGUCAAGGAUUCUAUCUCAGUUCACGAAGCGAAAUGCAACGCUUUACUCUUUCUGCCACUGACUUGUUGAAGCCAGACUGUGUGUUGGAACUUGCUGAAGGAAUGAGACCUGCUGAACCAGAACCUGCAGUCGUUGAGGAAGAGGCAGAAGAAAAGAAAUCCAGGAAGAGUUCAACUUCCAGUUCCUCGUCGUCUUCUUCAUCUUCCGACGAUGAAAAAGAUGAAGAGAAGAAGAAGGAGAAAAAAGAAAAGAAGAUGAAGAAGAAAGCAAAGGCUGCUAUAGAGGCUGUGGCCUCAGCGGAGGUUGCCACUGAAGUUGCUGCAGAAGUUGAAGAGAAGAAGGAGGAAGUAGAGGAGAAGAAAGAGGAAAUAGAGGAGAAAAAAGAAGAAGCAGAGGAGAAGAAGGAUGAGAUGGUAGUUAAAACCCAAGAGGUUAUUGCUGUUCUCCCAGGUGAAGAAGGAACAAGGAUAUCGGAGAAAGUGUUCGUUUCCGAGGAACGAUCGUACACCAAGCAGACAUCAUCAUCGGAGAAAGAAGGUUUCCCAGAACUGGUGUUGAGUGGAGAAGGAAGCACAUUUUCUUCAUCUACAGAAACGUCCUCUUCAUUUGUCACCACACGUGUUGUUAGCUCCAAGCAGGUCGUCACAUCAUCAUCCACUACUCAACGAAUUAUCUCAUCGGAAGGAUCUACAAUUCAAGCGAUUGAAAAUGGGGAAUCCGAAAAGCUUAUGUUGAAUGAAUCAGACUUGCAGAAAGCAGCUGAAGAUAUGAUGAAUGAUGCUCAUGACGAGAUGGGUUCUAUUGAUUCUUCUGAUAAUGAUAAAGAACUAACCUCAGCUAAAGGAAAAGGAUUCAAGAGCCCAGGGAAACUAUUUGUGAAGAGAAGCACUGGAGACGAUACUGUCGAGACUGCAGGCUCCUGAAUCUUGACUUUGGUGUUAGCCUUGUAUUCAGUACCUUUUAGGGACACGAAAUUUGGCCCAUUUUUUCUUUUUCUUUGUUUCUACUAGUGGAUGGAUAAUCACAGUAGGCUUUUGGACGUUUUGUAGCCAACUGAGUUAAAUAGCUUCACCAAGUAAUUAGUUAUCACAAAGAAUUGUUCCUUUAAUUGGUUAAUGUAGUUUAUUGUCAACGAGAAUCAGACAUAAUUGGUAGAUUAACGUGCAUCACUUGAAAAGCAAUGGUGACGAACUCCGAGUAUGCAAGAGAUUUAAAUACAAAACAAGAAUUAAUUUUGCAGAUAUGAAUUUCAAUCUCAGCUACGCCUCAACCAUCUUGGACAAGGCAUCUUUAUUUAAUUGAUCCUCAACUGUAGCAGUCUUUUUUUGUGCAAGAGGAGUCCCUUUUUUUUCCUUUUUUUUUUCAGGAUAUAUUCCGAAUGAUAUUUUCGCAAAGAAAUGGCAUGCCUUCCGUCUCCAUUCAUCUCAAAAAUUCGCUAUCGCUUUUCAUUUUUGUUUUCUUAAUUAGAGUGAACUUGUGGCUCGAUUGUUUGCCUGUUCAUGAGAAA
Pocillopora damicornis (cauliflower coral) is the source of this 4320-nucleotide messenger RNA. RefSeq names its product LLGL scribble cell polarity complex component 2. Gene Ontology annotation, molecular function: GTPase activator activity; myosin II binding; syntaxin binding. Gene Ontology annotation, biological process: regulation of establishment or maintenance of cell polarity; cortical actin cytoskeleton organization; Golgi to plasma membrane transport. Gene Ontology annotation, cellular component: cytoplasm; plasma membrane; cortical actin cytoskeleton. The record is from RefSeq and is a predicted model, not a curated record. Lineage: Eukaryota; Metazoa; Cnidaria; Anthozoa; Scleractinia; Pocilloporidae.